GGAAAAUGAAGAAAUACGUUGAUAUUAUGAGCCCGAGACCUUGACCCAACAGAUAAGAAGGAAAACUGCAAACUGACACGAAAAGGACAAAAUUCCCAGCAGAUAUCUCAUCAAUAAUUGUCAGUGUUAUAUAAAGUUGGAACAUGCAGGGUGACAGUGAAGUCAAUGGGACCAACGGUCACCAUUUACCGGUCCUCACUAUGGACACAGUCAAUCCACGCGUCCGCGAGAUGCAGUAUGCCGUGAGAGGCCCAAUCGUUGUCAGGGCAACAGAGAUAGAGAAAGAACUGAAAAAUGGUACCAAGAAACCAUUCACUAAGGUGAUGAAGGCUAACAUUGGUGACUGCCACGCUACUGGUCAGAGUCCAAACACGUUUUUACGCCAAGUCAUUGCUCUCUGUUCUUAUCCUCCAUUGCUUGAGUCUUCAGAGUUUCCAAAAGAUGCUAAAAGCCGUGCCCGUAGAAUCCUCGGAGGAUGUCGCGGUGGAAGUGUGGGGUCUUACAGUGCCAGUGCUGGUGUAGAUCCUAUCCGGGAGGACAUUGCAAACUACAUUAGCAAACGGGAUGGCAUCCCUAGUAAAGCGGAGGAUGUGAUUCUUUGCACUGGAGCCAGCGAUGGUAUCAAAACUAUUUUGUCGAUGUUGAUGACUGGAAAAGAUGGUAAAGAACGUGCUGGUAUCAUGAUUCCAGUACCGCAGUAUCCUCUGUACUCGGCAACACUGACCGAGUACAAUGCUUUCCAAAUACGUUACUAUCUGAAUGAAGAAAACAACUGGUCGCUUGACCUUGAUGAACUGAAAAGGGCUCUGAAUUCCUGCAGGGGUGAGUGUGUACCUCGUGCCAUCUGUGUCAUUAACCCUGGAAAUCCCACGGGCCAGGUAUUGACCAAAGAAAAUAUUCAGGACGUCAUACGAUUUGCUUCGGAUAACCAUCUGAUGAUACUUGCCGAUGAAGUCUACCAGCAUAACAUCUAUGCCAAGGGAUCAGCGUUCUUCUCCUUUAAGAAAGUGUUGACAGAGAUGGGGCCGCUAUACAACAAAGUGGAGCUGGCAUCCUUCAUGUCUGCCUCCAAGGGAUAUCUGGGUGAGUGUGGCUUCAGAGGUGGCUACUUUGAAGUGAUCAACAUGUUACCCGAUGUGAAAGCUUGCCUCCUGAAAUCCAUUUCUGCCAAACUUUGUCCACCUAUUCUAGGCCAGGCUGUGAUGAGCGUUGUUAGUAAUUUCCCGACUUUAGAUGAGCCAUCUGGAGCUCUCUAUGCCAAAGAGAAGGAAGAAGUUUUAGCAGGUCUUGCUAGAAAAGCCAGGAUGGUCACAGAUUUGUUCAACUCUAUUGAAGGAAUCAAAUGCAAUGAGGUCCAGGGAGCAAUGUACUCCUUCCCUAGGAUUUUCCUCCCUGACAAAGCUGUUGAGGAGGCCAAACGCAGAGGCCAGACUCCGGACUCCUUCUACUGUUUCCAGCUCCUAGAGGAGACGGGUAUCUGUACAGUGCCAGGAAGUGGUUUCGGUGAAAAGGAAGGCACCUAUCACCUCCGCAUGACCAUCUUGCCACCAGAGGGAGAAAUUAAGGAUGUGCUUGGUCUUUUUAAGGAGUUUCAUACAAAAUUCAUCAAAAAGUAUCAGUAAAGUUUAAGGAGAGUUCCAACAAUGACUGGAUCCAUCAUCAAGAAACCUGACAUAGUUGAGAAAUGUCAAACUGUGAUGGGACAGCGGAGCUUGUGCCUGGUCAUCAUCGAAAAAGGCCGAAAACGACAUCAUAAGGUCUUGAAGGUUUUAUUUUGGUUUAUAAAUCAUAUUUUAUUUUGUGAGUUAAACAUUCAGUGCUUACUGACCGUCUUUUCUUGAAAUCAUUGUCUGAAAAAGUAAUUUUCUGUCCCUAGAGCAAGUGCAGGAACCAAAAACUUAAUGAAUAUUACUGUUUUAUUAUCCCCGAAACUUGUGUAGUCCCAGAUUUGCUCUAUAAAUGAAAAUGUUCUCAUUUUAAUGGAAAUGUUCUGGAUUUAAAAACAACAGAGUAAUAUAUAAUCAGAGCUUGUGUUAUAUUGGCCCAUUUCCAAAGAUAUUUUUAAUUUCUUAAGAGUAACCACCUGUAUGAUAUAAUUGAAGAUUCAACAUUCUUGUUAUUUCAUUAUUUAAGAAGUUUCCAUGACACCACUGUUUUACGAAAUGAAACAGAAUAAUUGGUACAUGCACUGACAUUUCAGCAAAAAAAUCCAACAUAAACCAAAAGAGUGUCGGCAAGUCUUUUAUACAUUGAAUGUUGUACCUGAAACACUGCAUGUAUGUAUACGUCAACUAUCCCAUGGUUUGACAUUUUAGAAUAUAUCUGUUUUUACUGGAGCUUUAACAGUAAUGUACAUGAUGUGCAUUGUUAACUAUCGCAAAGUUUGGCAUCAUGGAUCACAGAUAUAUAUUGUUUUGUAUAUACAUUGCCAUAGUUGUCAACCCUGUCUCAUUGGAUGGGAGACUCCCUCAUUUUGACCAAAAUUUACCAAUCUCCCCCCAAAACUCCUUCAUUCAAGUCCAAACUCACACAACCUCAAAAUCUACAACCUGUGGUGAUCAAAUGAUCUCCUAGUUACUGCAGGGUGUAUGUAAUGAUCAUAACAGGUGUGUUUGAAUCAAAUGAAUGCUUUUUGGUUUGAUUCCAAUAUAUAAAAAGGUGGAGAUAACUUGAGCAAAGUAGUUUCAGUCGUGUUCCACGCACUUUCUUCCUCAUUGGAAAUGUGGAAUGAGGGAGAUCUCCCUCAUUGGAGGUUUCAGAGGCUGACACCUAGGCAUUACUAAAUAUCCCAGGGUUUGGCAUAGCAUUAUGCUGUACCUAAAACAUUAAUAUUACAUGACCACAGUGGACUGGACUAAACCUUUAUAGUCUCCCCUAUGGUUUACAGUCCUCAGUAUACAGAAAAGGGCAUGCCUUAUUUCCUUGCCAGGAGUGCCUAUAUUAAUUAGGACCACAUUGUUUUUACUUAUCAUGAUGAUAUCAGGUCCAAUAACAGCACAGUACAGUACAGUUUACCAAUCAAAUUACCUCCAGAAAGUAAUGUAUUUUAGGGAUUAAUGUUGAAAAUGUUAAGCAGAAAAUAUUGAUGUCGAAUCGUUCUUGUUUUCGGUGAGUACAAUGUAUGUACACGUAAUUGAUUAAAUUAACUAACUGACAUUAGGAUAAUGAUUAGAAAGUGAAGCCAUAACACAAUCAGUCGAUACAAUAACAUAUUAUUCUUUACUCUAAUAGUGAUUUGCAAAAUUGAAACUUGAAUAAGCUACUGAUACUUAUAUGUGAAUUGGAACACACGAACAUUUAGUAAUUGUACUUACUGCUGCUGUAGAGACUGAGGUACAACGAUCAUAAUAAGCAUUCAGUUUUGACAACUGAUGCUAUUUUUAUUAACUUACAGGUAACAUAUAUAUGUGUUCAUCAUCAAGGCAUUUUUUACAUUUAUGAUUUUUAUUAAUGACAAUUAUAUAAAUGUCAAUUAAGUGGACCCAGGUUGAGACUAAACAAAACCAGAAUUGGCUGCUUGCUUAAGGAUUUUUUUUAAAACUUUCAAGUCAAAACCUUUUUUUACCCUUCCUUAUCUUUUAGAUUUUGAUGCGACUAAUCCUCGUAUUCACCCAUAUAUAUGUCAAUGCAAAUCUACCAUGUACUGCCUAUUUUUUAAAUUAUGAAAUUAUGAAGUUUUUAAGGCUUUUUUUUAAAAAACAAUAUCUACAUUCAAAAACCUUUUAUUAUCUCAUUUAAUAUUGUAGAGAUAAAAGAGACUCUAAGUAGAUAUGUUAUAGACCAUUACAAAUAUUAUUGACCAAAUAUUAUAAGAGAUUGAUUGAUUGAGCAUUUUUUACCAACUGGUGCAAUUUUUGUUAUCAAAGAGUUUGUCACAUUUGAAUUGCCAAAAGUGAUUAAAGCAUUUUCUAUCGACCAAAACAGGAUUAGUGAUUUGAGAUUUUAGGGACAGUGAGGAAUUUUGUUUACGCCAUAUUCUAUAUGAGUUUGCUGGUUACCUCAACAUUUCUAUGUUCCUAAUGUGAUGUUGUACUACAUACAUGUAUAAGCUUUGUCAUGGUAAUGUUAGUAAGGGAUAACCUGUUCUGUCCUACAUGUUUGUAUAUUAUAGACAUAGAUUAUGUUACACAUAUGUGGAUUUCUUUAGAAUUUAGAUAUAAUUACUGAAGAGUUUUAUACAGAUUGAGUACUGUACCGGUACCAGGGCCUAUACUGAUUAGAUUACACAUUAUAUGUGUAUAUAUCUACCUGAGUUGUAUACAGACCUGCCACUGUAACCUGGUUUUAUAGGUUUGGGUUAAAUGCCAUCUGUAUUAUAUUCAUGUUGUUGAAUAAAUAUUGUCUACAUGGUGGAAUAAUUUCGAAAAGACAUACAAGUCUAGUGUAUAUAUACAUUUUCCAUUAAACAGAAAAGGGGAUUUUCUAAAUAUAUAUCUUGUUUUUAAACAGAUGGAUAACGUAUGUACGUAGGGCUUAGGUUGUAUACUAAAUCAUGAAAAUGAUCAUAUAGUCAAUGUAAAGGUUCUUUUUGAUAUAAGUAUUUUGCUCUAUAUUUUGUUUAUUAAGAGGUCCACACUGAUGUCAUCAGGGCAGUGAACACAGUGUUUUCCUAGAUCUAUUUUACGCUAUUAAAGUUUCCCCUAAGGUAGCCCCAAAUAACAACGAAUUUGAGUUGCAUACAAAACAAAAUUAAUCACAGACACAAAUUAGUAUAUCCCAAGUCAUCUUAAAAGGAGUUUUACAAUGAUAUUGUUCCUGUGUGUGUUACAGUUACCAUUGUUUUGUAGCUAAUCAAUGCAGGUGCCCAACUGACAGUUCCGGGAGCUGUAGGGCAUAUUACUGUAUACCAAGAAAUUUCCCUUGCAUUUUAUUUUUAGCCUUGUUUUCCCCUCCUUAAAGAGGACGAAUUUAUUUCCUUACAGCCAACAUUUGUAAAAAAAACCCAUGUAAUUAAAUGUGAAGAGCCAAUUUGAAAAUGGGCAAAAAAGCAUUAUUACUGUCAAAGGACAAAAAUUCAUCAGAGUAAAACAUUUUCCGGUAAACAGUAUUAACAUUGUGAAACUUUGGUAACUGUAGAAAUCGAAUUACAGGUUUACCUUUGCUUUUGUUUAUUACAAGUACUAUGCUAUAUUUGACUCCCACAAAUAGUGGAUUGUGUGUUUUCAACCAUACCGAGUAGGUAAUCAUGAUCUAUUGUUGUAAUGAUAAAGAACUGUAUGUGAUAACUGUCCUUUCUUAGCUCCAAUUUUUCCUCAAAUCAAAAGACGUUUGAGAGGGCUUGCAAUCUUAGUAUUAUUAAAUAUAAACAUUUAUGAUUUCUUUACAAAUUUUCAAACCUAUGUGUAAUUAUUCAGUCAAUGUCACCAUUGUUAUGUUAAUGUAGCCUUUUAAAUGAUUUCAGGGCCAAUUUCUUACGGUAUUAUUUUCCUGCUUCAGUGUUAAAAAACAAAGACCUCAAGAUAAAAAAAGCCCAGCACACACGUGUUAUAACAGGAUAUGUAAACAAUUCAGACAAAGGCUGUGCUAUAUGUGUUUGAAAGGUCAAAAAGAGUGAAAAGUUUACGAAAUUUGACUUAAAACAUACAUCAGUACUAUUUUUGUAAUGCUAUUGUUUUCAAAUUACUGUAUUUUGUAAUACAAUUUGGGAACAAAUAAUUGUUGGGACUAAUUUCAACCUUUACCAGUACUAUAAAGUCCUCAUUCACCCCUGAAAUUUCAUAAUGAACUAUUCCAACCUUUGAAUUGGAAGAGUUCAAAUGUGUCUUCAAGGGUGAAUGAGUUUAAGGAUGUGAUUAUAUAUAUACCCAUGUUGAAGGAUCAUAGAUGUUCGAUAUUUAACAUUAUGUAAUGUUAUUUACUGGGUGUAGCAAUCUUUGACAACUUUAUAAGAAUGGUAUUAUUGAUCAGUGCUAUUUACUACAUAUAGUCAUCAUAAGAUCGAGUCAGUACUACUUUACACUGUGAUAGUUAUAAAAAAAACAUGUUUUAUUGUUAACUGUCAGUAUUUCAUUAUUGCAGCAUGUUAUUAAGUUUAUUAAGUCCAUUCCCAUGUAAAGUAGUUUUCUUAACUGUUGUUAUGGCUGCAUAUUUAAUGCAGUUAUUUGUUAGUUUUUAGGCGUUUAGUGUAAAUGUAAACUUUUAGUUUAGUUUUUAACAUGUUUCGUUUAGUAUAAACACUUUUCGUUUGACAAUACAUACUAGUCAGAUGUAUGAAAAUACCCUGUAAAAUGAUACCUGUUGCUGUAUUUUGUUCACAUUUUGUUUGCUAACUAUAAGGACAUCUUUGUAUGUGCCAUGUGGUCAGUAUUCUUACACACAAAACGUUGUCCUGCCUAUCUGUAAUUUUCACCUUGUUUCAUUUAUUGGAAAUUAAGACCAGGGCCCUUACUCAUGUUAAGCAUUGAUUCUGUGCUCUAACCAACUUUCUUGCAACUCGCUUAAAUAGUGUGACACGGCCAAAGUUUAAAUGUAAAUUUAAAAACCCCGGUAUCCAGCUUCAAGUCUCUCUAAAAUUCUUCCACAUCAUUAAAAAAAGUGGAUUUGUUUUGUGUAACAACGGCAGAAGAGAUUGGGCUUGAGUACAGAAUUUGAGCAUGAAAACGGUUUCAUAAAUACAGGCUCUGGUCCAGAUUGAUUAUUAAUUUAUUACGAAACAUUUUAAACCGGUAACGAUCUCAAAAUACUUAAUUUAAUUACUUCCGAAAAUAGUUUAUUUCAUUAAAAAAGUUACGUAUAAUUAAAGGGAAUUUGCAGGCUUAUUUUAUUGACAAGUAAACCAGUAUUACGUAAAAAUGCAAUUCCCUUCUAGUACAAAUAUUCCUUUAAUUAUUUACAGCUGUAAUUAUUCAUUUACAGUCAGAUUGCAAGAAACUCUACUCCAAACAAAACCUUUUAGAAGUAAAAGCAAAGUGAAA
Molecule: messenger RNA, 6914 nt
Organism: Mizuhopecten yessoensis (Yesso scallop)
Lineage: Eukaryota; Metazoa; Mollusca; Bivalvia; Pectinida; Pectinidae
Product: alanine aminotransferase 2-like
Exons: 3
Coding region: 144-1622 (492 amino acids)
Biological process (GO): biosynthetic process
Molecular function (GO): L-alanine:2-oxoglutarate transaminase activity; pyridoxal phosphate binding
Source: RefSeq, a predicted model, not a curated record